ACACACACACACACACACACACACACACACACACACUGAAGCGAACAGGGAUCCGCUGCUGCCACCUCAACAUGGAGUAACCAGAGCCCCGCGUUCACUGCUGUCCAGCGGACCCCAGAGAGAGGAAGCGUCGGCGGCCCGAGCCUCGUUCUUCCCCCGGAGCCCCGCCGGAGCUCCAGCGGCCGAUUCUCUCCGACGGCGACGCGCUUUUAUCGGAAAGAUGGCGAACGACUCUCCGGCUAAAAGUCUGGUCGACAUCGACCUGGCUUCCCUGCGGGACCCGGCCGGGAUCUUCGAGCUGGUGGAGGUGGUUGGAAAUGGCACCUACGGACAAGUGUACAAGGGACGACAUGUCAAGACCGGACAGCUGGCUGCCAUCAAGGUCAUGGACGUCACAGAAGACGAAGAGGAGGAAAUUAAGCUGGAGAUCAAUAUGCUGAAGAAGUACUCCCACCACCGGAACAUCGCCACCUACUACGGUGCCUUCAUUAAGAAGAGCCCUCCGGGACACGACGACCAGCUCUGGCUGGUGAUGGAGUUCUGCGGUGCUGGUUCGAUCACAGACCUGGUGAAGAACACCAAGGGCAACCAGCUGAAGGAGGACUGGAUCGCUUACAUCUCCAGAGAGAUCCUCAGAGGUCUGGCCCACUUGCACGCUCACCACGUCAUCCACCGCGACAUUAAAGGCCAGAACGUCCUGUUGACCGAGAACGCCGAAGUGAAACUGGUGGACUUCGGGGUGAGCGCCCAGCUGGACCGGACGGUCGGCAGGAGGAACACCUUCAUCGGGACGCCGUACUGGAUGGCCCCGGAGGUCAUCGCUUGCGACGAGAACCCAGACGCGACAUACGACUACAGGAGCGACCUCUGGUCUUGCGGCAUCACGGCGAUCGAGAUGGCCGAAGGAGCUCCUCCGCUGUGCGACAUGCACCCCAUGCGUGCACUUUUCCUCAUUCCACGAAACCCUCCCCCACGACUCAAGUCCAAGAAAUGGUCCAAGAAGUUCUUCAGCUUCAUCGAGAGCUGCCUGGUGAAGAACUACACGCAGCGCCCGCCCACCGAGCAGCUGCUGAAGCACCCCUUCAUCCGCGACCAGCCCAACGAGAGGCAGGUCCGCAUCCAGCUCAAAGACCACAUCGACCGCACCAAGAAGAAGAGGGGCGAGAAAGAUGAGACGGAGUACGAGUACAGCGGCAGCGAGGAGGAGGAGGAGGAUCCUCCGGAGCAGGAAGGAGAGCCCAGCUCCAUCGUCAACGUCCCCGGAGAGUCCACCCUGCGCCGCGACUUCAUCCGCCUGCAGCAGGAGAACAAGGAGCGCUCGGAGGCGCUGCGCCACCAGCAGCUCCUGCAGGAGCAGCAGCUGCGGGAGCAGGAGGAGUACAAGCGCCAGCUGCUGGCCGAGAGGCAGAAGCGCAUCGAGCAGCAGAAGGAGCAGCGGCGGCGGCUGGAGGAGCAACAGCGGCGCGAGCGCGAGAUGCGGCGGCAGCAGGAGCGCGAGCAGCGGCGGCGCGAGCAGGAGGAGAAGCGGCGCAUGGAGGAGAUGGACCGCCGGCGCAAAGAGGAGGAGGAGCGCCGGCGCGCCGAGGACGAGAAGAGGAGGAACGACCGCGAGCAGGAGUACAUCCGGCGCCAGCUGGAGGAGGAGCAGAGGCACCUGGAGAUGCUGCAGGAGCAGCUGCUGCGGGAGCAGGCCAUGCUGCUGGAGUUCAAGUGGCGGGAGCUGGAGGAGCAGCGCAAAGCCGAGCGGCUGCAUAAGCGGCUGCAGCAGGAGCAGGCCUACCUGCUGUCGCUGCAGCACGAGCCCCGAGCGCCGCCCGGCGACAAGACCAGAGCCCCCCCAGACAGUAGCAAACCCCCCCACACCUCCACCCUGCCCCCCGACGGCAGGGCCCUGGUCUCCGCCCCGAGAGCCCAGGUCCUGGACGCCACCGCCGCCCUGGCGAGGGGCGCCUGCGAGGAGUCCGGAGCCCCCCAGGCGGCCCCCCCAGACAGCGGCAGCAGCACCCAGAGGGUAGACUCUGAGGAGAACGGUCCCAGUCGGGUCCCAGACCCCCCGAGCCCCCCCGUGGCCGACUCCCCCCCUGACUGUAAGCCCUCCCAGGCAGAAGGCUCGGAGCCCGACAGGCCGGCCCAGCCUGUCAGUCAUCCUCAGCCAAUCAGAGAGGCCGACGAGCGCUACCGCAAGAACAUUCAGGGCUCCCCUCAGACCGCCCCCGCUCCCAAGCAGCCCCCACUGCCUCCCCGCUCCUCUGAGCCCUUCUCCAACGGCGGCUCCUCCGAGGCGUCGGCCAUGCACCGCCCCAUGGAGCCUCAGGUGCAGUGGUCCCACCUGGCCGCUCUAAAGAGCAGCAACAGCGCCGCCCCCUCUCCUCCUCCGCCGCCGCCGCCCGUGGUGGCCCGCUCGCAGUCCUUCAGCGAGUCCGGGGGCGUGGCCUCUAGCUUUGCUCAGCUCCACCUGCGCUCCCAGCACCACCACCCAUCUCCCGCACGCACUGACUCCCAACCCCAACCUCCCCUCCACCACCCCCAGGCUGCGGCCGGCAGCGAGGAGGUGCCUCCCAAGGUGCCGGUGAGGACGACGUCCAGGUCUCCGGUGCUGUCCCGCCGGGAGUCUCCGCUGCCGGCGCAGCCGGUCGGCCAGAGGAACGCCGGCAGUAACGUGGAGCAGCGCCCCCUGUGGGAUCGGGUGGAGAAGCUGCAGUCCCGGCCGGGCAGCGGCAGCUCCUCCGGCUCCUCCAACUCCAGCUCCCAGGCCAGCCCGGGGGACCGCUUCCGGCCACGCUGUGAGUCCCCCGCUUCCUCUAAAUCUGAAGGCUCUCCUCUCCAGCGGCCUGAAAACGCCUCCAAAAAACCAGAAGAGAAGAACCUGGCCCGGCCCACCCGCCCGGCGGACCUGACCGCCCUGGCCAAGGAGCUCCGGGCGGUGGACGACGUGCGGCCGCUGCACAAAGUGACCGACUACUCCUCCUCCAGCGACGAGUCGGGCACGACCGACGAGGACGACGACGAGGAGGUGGAGCAGGAGGCGGGGGAGGAGUCCACCUCGGGAGCCGAGGACUCCAGAGCCGGAUAUCCCCGUGGCUUUUGCAGGAGGCUCAGCAACGGAGAGACGGAGUCCGCCAAGACCAUGCUGGUGGAAGACUCGGAGAGCGACCAGGCCCUCACGCCCUCCAAAGACGGAACUCUGGUCAUCAGACAGAGCACAGCUGACAUAAAGCGUCUGGUCAGCCUCUCCUCCUCCUCCUCCUCCUCCUCCUCCACCCCCGGCUCUGGCCACGGCCUCCCAGAGAAAAACAGCUUUGCCGGCCGCAUACACCACCUCCCAGACCUUAUCCAGCAGAGCCAUCACUCCCCCUCCUCCCCCUCCUCCUCCUCCUCCUCCAUCACCUCCACCACCAUCCCGUCCUCCUCCGCCUCCACCCCCUCCUCCUCCCCCUUCCCCUCCUCAUCCAGCCUCGCCGGCCCCGCCAUGUCCCCUCAGAUCUCGCUGGACGAGCUCUCUGCCAUCGAGUCCCAGUCAGAGAGCAACUCCAUGUCCAAACACAAGUCUUCCUCCUCCUUCACUCCCUUCAUCGACCCACGCCUCCUUCAGAUCUCUCCAUCCAGCGGCAGCUCCCUCAACAACAUGGCAGGAUUUGGGCAAGACGGACGUCUGGCCGACCCCCUGAGGGCCGACCCGUCCCGCAAGGGCUCGGUGGUCAACGUGAACCCGGUCAACACGCGUCCGCCGAGCGACACUCCGGAGAUCCGCAAGUACAAGAAGAGGUUCAACUCCGAGAUCCUGUGCGCGGCGCUCUGGGGAGUGAAUCUGCUGGUGGGGACGGAGAGCGGCCUGAUGCUGCUGGACCGCAGCGGUCAGGGCAAAGUUUACCCCCUGAUCAACCGGCGCCGCAUCCAGCAGAUGGACGUCCUGGAGGGGCUCAACGUCCUGGUCACCAUAUCAGGGAAGAAGAACAAACUGCGGGUCUACUACCUGUCCUGGCUCCGGAACAAGAUUUUGCACAACGACCCCGAGGUGGAGAAGAAGCAGGGCUGGGUGAACGUGGGCGACCUGGAGGGCUGCGUGCACUACAAAGUCGUGAAGUAUGAGAGGAUCAAGUUCCUGGUUCUGGCUCUGAAGAACGCGGUGGAGGUUUACGCCUGGGCUCCCAAACCGUACCACAAAUUCAUGGCCUUCAAGUCGUUCGGUGACCUGGUGCACAAGCCUCUGCUGGUGGACCUGACUGUAGAAGAAGGUCAGAGGUUAAAGGUCAUCUAUGGCUCCUGCUCAGGCUUCCACGCCGUGGACGUGGACUCCGGCGCCGUUUACGACAUCUACCUGCCCACGCACAUCCAGACCAGCAUCCAGUGCCACGCCAUCAUCAUCCUGCCCAACACCGACGGCAUCGAGCUGCUGGUCUGCUACGAGGACGAGGGCGUCUACGUCAACACCUACGGCCGCAUCACCAAGGACGUGGUGCUGCAGUGGGGGGAAAUGCCCACUUCAGUGGCCUACAUUAGGUCAAACCAGAUCAUGGGCUGGGGCGAGAAGGCCAUCGAGAUCCGCUCCGUGGAGACGGGCCACCUGGACGGCGUCUUCAUGCACAAGAGGGCCCAGAGGCUGAAGUUCCUGUGCGAGAGGAACGACAAGGUCUUCUUCGCCUCUGUGCGUCCCGGCGGCGCCAGUCAAGUCUACUUCAUGACCCUGGGACGCUCCUCCCUCAUGAGCUGGUAGACGGCGAGCCUCGCGCCCACAACGUGACCAAGAGAUGACCAUUGUGACGUUUACCGACAACAACGAUGAAGACGAAGAAGAAGAGAACUCAGCCGCGAGGCUGAAGCCGGAGGAACAGCCUCCCGUUACCGACUUGGAAAAACAAACAACGUAUUGGACUGUAAAGGUGAAACAGAGCCAGGGCUGGAUGUGUUUCACUGACCCCCCCCCCACGAGCCUCCAGGCUCUUCUCGCCCCGUCCUCUACCUCCCGUCGGGGGAUGAGUGGGGGGGGGUCACCGUAAAUCUUUAAGUGUCAUAGUAAAACUUGAGGUGUGUCUGCGGGACCGACUCGUCUGUAGCAGUGCUUUAAUCCGCGUCCCGGUCGGGUCAGACGCCACACUACAUCCGCUCCCCGUGUAAAUCUGCCUCCUUCACCUCCUCGCGGUGAAGACUUGCUGAGGGACCUCGUCGAUGUUAAAACAGGGUACUGGAUGCGAGCCCGUUCGUCCAGACACCUUUAACCACGUUUGCCUCGUGCGCUGCAGGCUACGCCGGCCAGGAGGAGCCCCGCUUACGACAGCAUGACGACAUUAGCCCCAGUUUGUUCUUUGAAAUACACUGUACACUUUGUAUGUGACUUGCUGCACAUUAAUGAAGCGCACGACGACACUUAUAAAGGAGAUUUAAAGGAAAAAUCCACUAUUUAUUAGCAGCAUGUCAUUUCUCUCAUCGCGAAGUCUUGAGUCGCUGACAGGAAGUGUCGGACCAGCCGAACAGCCAGAAGUGUGAGGCUCCUCACAGCUCUCCGUGGGUUUCUCCUUUAACGUCCGUUAUAAGUAGGGCUCGGAUAAACUGUGAAUUAGCAGGUGGCCGUCAAGGUAGCAUGGAGGCCAGUAAGGGAACCGAGGUUUGAUUGUCCUCCACCUGCACAGUUCCGUGUCUUCAUCUCACUCUGUGUUUUGAAGGAAACUUCAUAUUUAGCUGCCUUAGAAAGCGUCUCCAUCUGGUUUGGAUUUGGCGGGAACUCUCUGGAAUCAGAAUCAGCCGUGCGAUUCGGCGUCGGACCUCUUUUCGUUGUCGCACAGCCGGUUGCUUCCACACCACUCUGACCGAACCUUCGCUCCCAUCCCAGAACUCUUCCUGCGUCCCGCUUUCCCCCCCCCCUCGCGCCUCUCGUGACGCCUCAGCGGAGAUGCCAGACCCGCUCGUCAUUUCGCACUCGUUUUCACUCCUCUGUUUCACGUAGAAUCCAUCCUGUUGCACGUAUGAAUGAGAAAACUUGACAUCCACGGACUCCGCUCUCAGUUUAAGGUGGUGCCUUCGCUGUCUGAGAGCUGCAGGCAGACAUUGCAACGCGGUGCUUUCAACGGUCAGGUUUGAGAAAAAGCAAUGAAGGCCACAGACCUCCCGUUCCUCCAGCAGUGUUACAGAACCACUCCAGACGGCAGCGUGAACGAAGCGGCAUAUUUUUAACUCGGACUUAGUUUUUAGUCUUGUUUUUAUUAUAUAACCUUUCAAAUAAAUAUGCGACUGCAGUGGUUUUUGAAAAUGUAAUGCACACCUUAUGUUGAAAAUGUUUACAGAAGCAAUUGUUUCGUUAAACCAAUGUGCAUCCAUAUGAAUAUUUAUGGUUUAUUUUGAGGGCGGUUUCCCCCAAACCCACUUCCCUUUCCCCCCUGUACUCCCUUCCUGUUUUUGUAUUUUGUAUUAUCCCCUUUUUUGUACUAUCAUUUAGACGUUUGUGUACAGGAAUAAUUACCUUUUGCUCACUUUGUGAAUUACACAAGUCCAGAAGUGUCAUUUCACUGAUUCCUCGACAUCCGACAUCGUGCACGGUGUUUUGUGCCCCUGGCUGCGCGGCUCAGACGGUGCCAGGUGACAUGAUUCCCUUCAAACGUUGCUCUGCCAUGCCUCUAAUUUAUGUCCUCUCUGUGUGUACUAUGGGAAUUACUGUAUUUUCCUGAUGGUCUUUUUUUCCAUUGAAUAAAAUCAGAAGUAAUUUACA
Messenger RNA from Salarias fasciatus (jewelled blenny), 6700 nucleotides. RefSeq names its product mitogen-activated protein kinase kinase kinase kinase 4-like. The transcript is spliced from 32 exons. Lineage: Eukaryota; Metazoa; Chordata; Actinopteri; Blenniiformes; Blenniidae. Gene Ontology annotation, biological process: protein phosphorylation. The record is from RefSeq and is a predicted model, not a curated record. Gene Ontology annotation, cellular component: cytosol. The coding region runs from base 221 to 4714 and encodes 1497 amino acids. Gene Ontology annotation, molecular function: ATP binding; protein kinase activity.